Messenger RNA from Daktulosphaira vitifoliae (grape phylloxera), 1230 nucleotides. Its product is annotated as cathepsin O-like. The transcript is spliced from 7 exons. The record is from RefSeq and is a predicted model, not a curated record. Gene Ontology annotation, molecular function: cysteine-type endopeptidase activity. Lineage: Eukaryota; Metazoa; Arthropoda; Insecta; Hemiptera; Phylloxeridae. Bases 39 to 1058 code for a protein of 339 amino acids. Gene Ontology annotation, cellular component: lysosome.
AGUUGUGGAAGAUACAUGAGUUUUAUUUAAUUCUAAAAAUGUAUACUAAAAGUUUUGUAUUGAAAGUACUUUUGUUAAUUAUUUUUUUCGUGUUUGUUACAUAUAAUUUGUAUCACACAUUUGUAGAACAACAAUACCAAAAAAAAUUUGAAAAUUUUAUGAAUAAGUAUAAUAAAAGUUACACUAAUGAAACGGAGCGAAAUAUGAGAUUCAAAAGGUUUCAGAAAUCACUGUCUAUCAUUGAACAAUUAAAUAAAGACCACAGUGAUUUUACUUAUUAUGGUAUAACAAAAUUCUCUGAUUUAUCUCCAGAAGAAUUUGUAUCAAGACACUUAUCAAUAAAAGGAAAAAAGAAAAAAGAAUUGCGUGAUACAAAAUUUAAACGGUCAAUAACUGCAGUUACACUUGAAACUAUUGAUUGGCGAAAUGAAGGAGUAGUUAACUCUGUUCGUAAUCAAAAGACAUGUGGCGCAUGCUGGGCAAUUAGUGUUGUCGAAAUAAUUGAAUCUGUUUAUGCUAUAAAAACGGGAUCACUAAAGACAUUAAGUGUUCAAGAAGCUCUAGACUGUUCAGAUGGUAUUAAUCAAGGUUGUUUGGGUGGAAGUCCUGCAAUUCUCCUUCAGUGGCUUGUUAAAAAUAAUAUUACUUUACAAACAGAGGAGCGCUAUCCUACUAUUUAUGAAAACCAAAUUUGUAAAAUUAACAAAUCGAUAAAUGAAAGCGAUGGAAUUAGAGUAGUUUCAUUUAUAUCACUGAAUUUAUUUAACCGUGAAGAUUUAUUAUUGUCGUAUAUCAUGAAAAGUCCUGUUGCCGUAGCCGUAAAUGCUAUACCAUGGCAGUAUUAUGUUGGUGGAAUAGUUCGUCACUGUGAAAAUAAUUUAAGCUCACUUAAUCAUGCUGUGGAAAUUGUUGGAUACGUAUUAGGAGAAAACCCUUACUAUAUAAUAAAAAAUUCUUGGGGCACUGAUCACGGCAUUGAUGGAUAUAUUUAUGUAGGGAUUGGCGAUAAUGAAUGUGGUAUUGGAUGGGAAGUUGACGUUGUAUUGAACGUAGUAUAAUUUUACGUUACAUUGAUUUUGUUAUAAUAAAAUUAAAUAUUUCCCAAAUACAUUGUUUGUCAAUAUAAUUAUUACAAUUUAGAUAAAUCUAAAUUCCUAUUGCUAUUAAAAAUAAUUUCACUUGAAUGGAAACAAUUAUAUAUUGUACAAAUACUUAUACAAUAAUAUGACU